GGGAUGAUGUUGUAGAUGUUCAAAAAGCAUCCAUAGAUGCCGUUGUAGCUCUCGCGAAAACUGACCAAUUCCAAAACAAGACACUUGAAACCAAAAUACUGGAUUCACUCCGAGACUCAUAAAAUCACGACUCAUUUCAAAUUAGAGUGGGGUGCGCAAAGACGAUCGCCGACCUAGCACAAUAUAAGGAAUUCCGAGACAGGCUACUGGACUCUGGAUUUUUGGACAAGCUUCUGAUAAUGGUAGAGGAUCAUGAUCUGGAUGUGCGACAAGCAUCCAUGGAUGGAAUUGUAGCAUUGGGGAAAAGUGAAAAAAAGAUAUUCCGAAGCAAGACAUCUGAAGCCAAAGUCCUGAAUUCGCUUCGAAUGUUAUCUGGUCAUGACUUAUGGCAGCUGAGAGAAGGAUGUGCAAAAACUAUCACAAAUUUAGCACGGGACAUUAAGGGGUCCCGAGACAAGCUGUUGGAUGCUGGAUUUCUGAAUAUCCACCUAACAAUGGCUGGGGAUGAUGACUCAGAUGUACAACAGGCAUCUAUAGAUGCAAUCAUAAUCUUUGUAAAAAAUGAUUAAACCGUUCGCUUCUUUGCGCAUAAUUC
Molecule: messenger RNA, 595 nt
Organism: Serpula lacrymans var. lacrymans S7.9
Lineage: Eukaryota; Fungi; Basidiomycota; Agaricomycetes; Boletales; Serpulaceae
Exons: 6
Coding region: 240-569 (109 amino acids)
Source: RefSeq, a predicted model, not a curated record